AUGGAUGACGAGAACUUGGAUGAGCUUCUACUCGAUAAUGGCACGUACUGGCCGCCUAUGCCAUGCGCCAACUGCAGACGCCAUCUCCACGGAGUGAACGAAGAGCCCUCAGCCUCGACUUCGAUAUUCGAUGAGCACCCCCUUCUCGAGGACCCCUUGGCGCCAGCACCACACCCAGCAUCAUUAGUAAUGCCAUCUUCGUCAAGCAAGCGAGCCAGUUCUCGAUCGGUUCACAAGAACCGCGCUCUCAGAGCCUGGUUUGCCGCGCAUCUGGACCAUCCGUAUCCGUCUGAUGAUGUAAAGGAUAGUCUAGCGCAGCAAUCAGGCCUCAGCAAGUCGCAGGUUGUCAACUGGUUCACCAAUGCCCGGCGUCGACACAGGCUAUCACUUCGGGUCUCGAGACAGUCUUCCAAACAACAACACCCGCAAGGGUCGCCCAGACCACGGUCUCUCUUGUCGAACAUGUCACCCCUCGAGCGAUGGCGAAAUUCACCUCCAGACGAGGAGCCUGUCGAUCUUACGCUUCUCGAGAGUGCUUUAGACGCCUUUCUGUCCGACAACUCGAACAAUCUCGAGCCAGCUGAUAGUUUUGGCGAAGGUAGCGCGUCCUCGGCAGACGACAGCUUCAAUUUCAACACAAGGGGCCGCAGCCUCGAUGGCUCGUCUGAUUCAAACUCAUCCUGCUAUUCCUUCCACUCGUCUGCAAGCAACCACUUCGGGGCACGGUCCGGUAACAGCUCCGAUGGCGGCAUCCAUCCUUUUGCAAAGACGGGCAAGCCUGCGACAGCGACAAACUUCCAGUGCACGUUCUGCCUCCAGUCCUUUCAUAAAAAGUUUGACUGGUCUCGCCAUGAGCAGUCCGUCCACCUGCCCGGCCUCCAUUCUUGGAUCUGUGGUGUACCUCUCGCCGCCUCUGACCCUCUCAUCACCUGGCGCCCCGCAUCCCGUGGCCCGGAAUGCGUCUUUUGCGGCCACUCCUCGCCGGAUAUCACCCAUUUCCAGUCGCACCAAUUCGAGGAGUGCGCCGAGAGGAGUCUCGAGGCGCGGACCUUUAGUCGCAAGGAUCACCUCGUACAGCACCUGCAAAAGUUCCAUGGCUGUCGGCGGCGCGAAGGCUGGGCCAUGGACGUUUCGAUGCUCAGGCGCACACAGGAUUCGGUACCCAGUCAUUGCGGGUUCUGCGGGGUGCGGAUGACAGGAUGGGAGCAGAGGGUGCAGCAUUUAGCGGCACACUUUCGGGCGGGCUUGACGAUGGAAGCGUGGGACGCCACGACGCCGCUUCUGAACUGCCGCCGCGAGCGCCUCGCCGAGGGCGCGAGCGAGCGUCGGGAGGGACAUCAGCGGUGUGAGCGCGAAGAGCGCAGCUGGGCGUGGAAGGCCUGGGCGGCGGCCGGGGGUUCCUCGAAUUCGGCAAUGGGCCGCCGUCUGCGUAUUGCAGCAGACGCUCCGUUCAGCUUGAAGGUCCACGACGAAGAGUGCAAGUACGGCAAGCAAGCGACUUGA
This is a messenger RNA of Verticillium nonalfalfae, 1503 nucleotides long. RefSeq lists its product as uncharacterized. The coding region runs from base 1 to 1503 and encodes 500 amino acids. Lineage: Eukaryota; Fungi; Ascomycota; Sordariomycetes; Glomerellales; Plectosphaerellaceae. Gene Ontology annotation, molecular function: DNA binding. The transcript has 4 exons. The record is from RefSeq and is a predicted model, not a curated record. Gene Ontology annotation, biological process: regulation of DNA-templated transcription.